AUGGGUCUCGCCUCAAACUGGUCCUGGGCAGGGCUCGGCUGUGGACUCCUGGCUCUUGCCAUUCUUCUCCCACCAGACCCCGGCCUUCGCUUCAGGCUGCCGGCCGUCCAGCCCUCGACGGAACCAGAGGGGUACACUGUGUGGCGUCGAGGUGCGGACGGGACCGCGUACGGCCGGCGAACGGUGUACGUGGAGAGUGAAGGCGAGAAGCUCCAUGCUUGGCUGUAUCUCCCGCCGAAUUCCCGUCAAAAUGCUCCUCUCUACAUGGUCUGCCACGGCUUCGGAGCUGUUAUGGCCGUUGCGGACGUCGCGUUCGCGGAGAAAAUUCAAGAAAGCGGGAUCGCCGCCAUCGCCUUUGACUACAGGACUUGGGGUUUCUCGGGAGGGGCUCCGCGUCAGGUCGUAGACCCACACAUGCAGCUGCAAGAUAUGCGCGCGGUGCUACAGCAUGUUGUUGAUACGGACGGGUUUCAGGGCACUGUUGACCCCACCAACAUCCACUUGUUCGGCACUUCCUACGCAGGCGGCCACGUUUUAGUCACGGCAGCUCAGCUGGCCAGCGAGAACUCCCCUUUGCUGCGCCGAGUACGCACAGUCACCUCCGUGGUGCCGCUCAUCGACGGGAAGGAACAGACGAAGAAAGCGCUCCAGCAAAGAUCCUUUUUCCGGACGCUGCGAUACGCAGCAGCAAUUCUCGCGGACUUGCUCCGACAGGCGGUCGGAAGUCACCUACAGCCUAUAUACCUCCAGGUUGCCGGGCCACGCGGAGUUUCAAGCCUGUCGGCCUUGGAGCUCCAAGGUGGAGAGUUGGAAAUCUGGAGGAACCGCGUCUUGGACAGCUCUCGCACCGCGUCGUGGACGAAUGCCUUGGCGGCACGGUCCCUGUUUCACACAUCUCAGUAUCGGCCGAUCCGUUACCUGGAGCACAUUCAGACCCCAACCCUUCUCGUGGAAGCCCAACACGACAACACGUGCAUCCCCGAGCUUGCACGGGAAGCGCUUGAGAUCAUCAACUCCCGUGGGGGGACGAAUUCGGAAGACCGCGCCGGGGGCAAGGGCUCUCGGGACAGUCGACUAGCUGAGCUGUAUCGCAUGCCGGUCAAUCACUUUGAAAUAUAUGUAGCCCCUCACCUGGGGAGACUCAUUAAUACCACAGUAGAGUUCGCGAAGAGGCAUGGUGCACGCCAGGCUGCGUCCGGCGCCGAGCCUGCCUGA
Molecule: messenger RNA, 1215 nt
Organism: Neospora caninum
Lineage: Eukaryota; Apicomplexa; Conoidasida; Eucoccidiorida; Sarcocystidae
Product: Hydrolase, alpha/beta fold family, related
Exons: 5
Coding region: 1-1215 (404 amino acids)
Source: RefSeq, a predicted model, not a curated record